Messenger RNA from Fomitiporia mediterranea MF3/22, 3234 nucleotides. Its product is annotated as TPR-like protein. The transcript has a single exon. The coding region runs from base 1 to 3234 and encodes 1077 amino acids. Gene Ontology annotation, molecular function: protein binding. Lineage: Eukaryota; Fungi; Basidiomycota; Agaricomycetes; Hymenochaetales; Hymenochaetaceae. The record is from RefSeq and is a predicted model, not a curated record. Gene Ontology annotation, biological process: cell division.
AUGCAGUACUCUGUUAAGCUCGACUUGAUUCGCAGUGCACUCCAGAAGCUGGCCCAUGAGAACUUCCAAUGCUUUAAUCAAUCAAGGGAGAAGGGACAAAUCGACACGGCCAUUUUUUAUGUUAGCAUAAUACUCGGACUUUGUCCCGAGCGACAUCCAGAUCACAGCGAGGCAUUGGAUGAUCUUGGGACGUUUCUUCACGCGCGAUUUGAGCAAUACGGGAGAAUACAGGAUCUUGAAGAGGCCAUCGAGCAUAUACGUGCUGCUCUGGAACAUCGUCCCGACGGCCAUCCCGAAAGUUAUAUUUCCAUGAAUAAUCUUGCACUCUCCCUUCGAACUCGAUUUGAUCAGCAUGGACGGACCGCGGACCUUGAUGAGGCCAUUGAUCUCCGUCGUGCUGUCUUGAAACUUUGUCCCAACGGCCAUCCAUUUCGAUUUGAAUCACUGCAUGGACUCGCAGUUGCACUUCAUACGCGAUUUAAACGAUAUGGGAAGACGACAGACUUUGACGAGUCCAUUAAGCUUUCCCGUGCCACUCUGGCUCUAUUCCCCAGCAGCCAUCCCCUUCGCUCUUAUCCUCUAGCUAACCUCGGGAUUUGCUUUCAAACUCGAUUUGAACGGGACGGGCGUAUUGCAGACCUUGAUGAAGCCAUCGCGCAAAAUCGUGCUGCCUUGAAACUUUUCCCCGAUAGUCAUCCUGAUCGUGCCGCGCCCCUUAGCAAUCUUGCAAGUUCCCUUCAGACUCGGUUUCGCCAGCUUGGACGGACUGCAGACCUUGACGAGGCCAUCAAGUAUCAGCGCACUGCCCUGGAACUUUGCCCCACAGGCCAUCACAAACGUCCUGUAUCUCUGAACAACCUUGCAAAUUCACUUCUAACUCGGUUUCCAAUGUAUGGACAUAUUGCAGAUCUUGACGAAGCAAUUGAGCUUCAUCGUGCUGCCCUGGAACUACACCAUGUCGGUCAUCCCGGUUGUCAUUCAUCUCUGAACAACCUUGCACAUUGCCUUCGAAUUCGAUUUGAACAGCAUGGACAGGUUGCAGACCUCGAUGAGGCCGUCGAACAUCUUCGUGCUGCUUUGCAACUUUCCCCCAACAGCCAUCCCGGUCGUUCCUUGCCUCUGAAUAGUCUUGCAGUCUCAUUGGGAAUUCGCUUUGCACAGCAUGGACAGAGUGCAGACCUUGAUGAGGCCAUCGAGCAUUGUCGUACUGCUCUGAAAUUUUGCUCCAAUAGCAAUCCCCAUCGUUCCAUGCCUCUAGAUAGCCUCGCGAAUUUUCUUCGUGCUCGAUUUGGACGGGAUGGACGGGCCGCAGACAUUGAUGAAGCCAUUGAAUAUCAUCGUGCUGCCUUGGAGCUUUGCCCCGACGGCCAUCUCAAUCGUUCUUCAUAUCUGAACAACCUUGCAGGCUCCCUUCAAGCUCGAUUUGAACGGCAUGGACAGACCGCAGACCUCGACGAGGCUAUUGAGCAUCAUAGUGCCGCCCUGAAACUUCGCCCAGAAGGCCAUCCCGAUCAUUCUGGAUCACUGCGGAAUAUUGCUGUUUUGUUAUACUGUCGAUUCCAGACGUUUGGGCUCAUGGACGACCUUGGAGAGUGCAUGCGUUUAUUCGAAGGUGCUGCCACGUAUAAAUUUUCAAGCUUAGUGAAACGUUUCGAGGCCGCCAGUCAUUGGGCUACCUUUGCUCAACGACAUGCUCACAGUACUACCUCUAGAGCAUACAAGGUGGCAUUCCAGCUCCUGCAACGUGUCCUUAUAAUUAGCCCUACUCUUCACGCACAGCAUGAUUUCCUCAAACGGAAAGGCCCCUAUGGCAAUCACAGAGCGAUCAUACUGGACGCAGUUGCCUAUGCUGUAAAGGAAAAUAAGCUUGAGGAGGCUAUAGAGAUACUCGAACAAGGAAGAGGUCUGCUCUGGUCGCAGAUGCGUGGUUUUAGGACACCUUUAGAUCUCCUUGCAGAAACAAACAGGGAACUUGCUGAAAGCUUCAGGGAUGUUAGUUGUCGGCUGGAGGAUCUCGCAACUUCACCUACCGGAAGUGGACCAUCUGCACUGGACAUGGACAGAGAACGGAAAUUGUCCGAGGAGAGUCUGAAGCUGAAGAAGCGACUCUCCAGUGAACAGGACGAGAUUAUUAAUAAGAUACGACAAAUUCCCGGAUUUGAGGGCUUUCUCACAGCUACGCCGUUCAGAGUGCUCCAGAGAGUGGCUUCAGAGGGACGGGUGAUAGUGGUCAAUCAUAGCAGAUUUCGAUCCGAUGCCCUUAUUGUGCUCUCUGACAAGGAUUUACCUGUUGUCUGUGUUCCCUUAGAUGAUGGGUUCUUUGAGGAUAGCAGUGUGUUGUAUGCAACGCUUUUGGAAACACGGUGGAGUUUUACAGCUAAUUCACGCAAGUAUGACGAGGUGCUCCGCGAAGUAAUGGAGAUGUUAUGGGAUAGGGUUGUCUCCAAAAUCGUCAAUAAACUUGAGGAGCUGGGGAUUGAAGAAGGUGCACGUAUUUGGUUGUGCCCUACGUCUGUGCUAUCGGCACUUCCCUUCCACGCUGCAGGUCCGUUCAAGGCUACAGAUGGCACUACAAAAUAUCUAUUAGACAAAUACGUCUCAUCAUAUACGCCAACACUUGGAGCACUCAUCAAUGCUCAAUCAGGUAGGAACGGAGGAGAACCAGCUGCGCUUAUUAUCGGAGAUAUUUCGCUUCCGUCAGCAAAGGACGAAAUCCGCAAGGUCAAGAAUUGCGGGAUAAUGCCUCGAUUACUCAGCAAUAAAGCAUCUCACAAUACGGUGAUUAAAGCACUUAAGAAGACGACAUGGGUCCAUUUCGUUUGUCAUGGAGGCUUGAAUCCAAAGCCCUUCAACUCAGCAUUCAAGGUAUCCGACCGCGGGCUAACUCUGCUUGAUAUCAUUCAAGCGAAUCUCCCAAACGCGGAGUUCGCAUUCCUGUCUGCCUGUCAUACUGCCGAGCAACCACUCAAUGGUACGCAUGACGAAGUGCUUCAUCUGGCGGCGGCGAUGCAUUUCUCUGGGUUCGGAAGUGUGAUUGGAUCGAUGUGGGAGCUACUUGAUGUUGACGGACCUUUUUUUGCCAAGACCGUUUAUGAGUAUAUGUGCGACUGUGACGAGGAUCAAGCGAGGUACAAGCGAGCAGCAGCAGGACUUCGCAAAGCAGCGAUAGAACUCAAGGAACGGCCUGGUAUUCAGACUGAGAGAUGGGUCAACCUGAUUCACAUAGGUGCUUAA